Molecule: messenger RNA, 1425 nt
Organism: Closterium sp. Yama58-4
Lineage: Eukaryota; Viridiplantae; Streptophyta; Zygnematophyceae; Desmidiales; Closteriaceae
Source: the annotation of a GenBank genome assembly
AUGGGAAAAGAGCAGAACGAGCCGAAGGAGCAGCCCCUGGUGCUCUUUGCUGGGCUGGUGAAGGGUUGUCAGCUUAUCGCGUCGUACUCCCAGCAGAAGAGCUAUGAGCAAGCCGCGCUAGAAGCAAUGAAAGAAGUCCCGUCUCACGUCCAUCGAUUCUCCCUGGGCCAUGGCGGGGUGAUGGCGCUGUUUUGCAAGUUCCCCGACCCGCUCUCGUUGGACGGCGGCAGCAACGCCGUUCAGCCGUCCAGCCGCCAGACUACGCUGCUCACGCCUUCCAACUCGUACGGCGCCGUACUCAUCGCGUACGAGUCGCCAAAUCUCAUGCGCGCACGCGGCUUCGAGUUGCUUCGUUCCAUGAGCGACCUCUAUCAAACUCUCCUCACCCGCCCGCGAUUCCCGCUCCGCCGCACCACCUCCUCCUUCCUCUCACGCGCCGACGGCUUCAAACGGGGGAAGCUUGAGGCGCAAAUGAGAGAUAUGUGCGCCGCGGAGCGCGGUCUAAGAUGCUCGCAGGAGCUGCGCAUGUACCCCAUGGCGCCGAAAGCAUUCCUGGUGCGCGAUUCGUACCAAUCGGCGGAGGAUCUCGCGGCGAUAGAGGCGCUGCGCGAGGAGGUGGAGGCGAAGAAGGAGCGCGCGAAGAACAUGCUGGAAGCGGAACUGCAGUUCGUGAACAACAUGGCGGACGAUGAUAUCUGCUCCCUCCCCGGUACCUUCCACCUCGGGGAGUCCGCCGACGCCGACGGCGAUGGUGACGGUGACAGUAAGCGCGGUGGCGAGGCGGCAGCGGGGAGUGGAGCGCAAUCAGCGGCGUAUAACCCGGAUGUGGGCGCGGAUUCAGACGACGAGCACGAGGACCUCGUGCCCAAGUCCAUGCCCGGAGAGUAUUAUUUACAACACACCGCCCCUGAACCUGCUGCUGCUGCUGCUGCUGCUGUUGCUGCGCCUCACGGCGCUGUUUCGCGCGGGGGCUCCUCCCGCGCACUGAGCUUCUCGCUCUCCUUCUCGCACUCGCGAUCGCGCCCGCGCGAGCCGCAAGUGGACGUGGACGACCUCGCCAGCCGCUGGCUCCGCGGAAACCGGGGGUCGCUGCUGCCUGCGGACGCUGCCCGCGUGUCGCCCGCUAGCGACGCCGCUGGCGGCACGGCGGUCUCGCACAGCGCGGAGCUGAUUCCGGGGAAGCGGCAGGGAGGCGAGAGGGGCGUGGAAGGGGGCGCGCUUGGCGAGAGCCUGGAAGAGGCGCUGGCAAAGAGCACAGGACGUGCUCGCACGCGCAUGGGCAUCACUGCCACCACCGCCAUCGUGAGCCGCAGCAGCAACAAGGGCUGGGUGAAGGGCGCAGCGGGGAAGCUAGUCUGCGCAGCAAGCAGGGCGCGGGCGAGGUGGCAGCGGGCUCUCCGGGGGCGAAAGCAGCGGAAGCAAUAG